GUAUUCGAAAUGGCAAACCCACACACCUAACAACAGUAUACAGAAAAGAGCAGCCUUUCGGAGAUCUCAAGAGUCUACCCCCUCGACAUCUCCGAAGUUUCUUUCCCCGUUUCUAAUAGUAUUUCAGUAUCAUAUAUAAAUUUUAAUUGCUGUUGCUGGUCAAUCAUAGAAAAGCGCAUACAAAAAACCAAUCUUGUUUUUGACAUCAAAUUUUUGGGAAUCCAAGUUGAGAUUAUGGCUACUCUCUCUUCAUCGAAGCAUUGUUGUUCUUCAUCAUCAGUUUAUUCCAGCUCUUCCUCUUUUGGGUUUCAUCAGCCUCAGAGAAAUAUUCCAUUUCCAGUGGUAUCUCAGAAAAGAUUGGGGUCAAAGAGUGUUUCUUGGCAAUCCAAGUGCAGCCCUUCAUCCAAUGUGAUUCUCAUGCAAGAUGGUGCUUUGGCGACUAAAAGGGUUGCAACUGAUGAGGCUCCUCCGAGUAAAUUAAAAGAGGGAUUAUUGUCAGUUACCCCUCCAGAGGAACACAAACAGCUGAUGAAUUUCGAUACAAAUGCCGACAAAUCCACUGUCAGUAUUACCGUUGUAGGGGCCUCUGGGGACCUCGCCAAGAAGAAAAUAUUUCCGGCUCUUUUUGCACUUUACUAUGAGGAUUGCCUUCCUGAGCACUUCACUAUCUUUGGGUAUGCCCGUAGCAAGAUGACUGAUGCAGAAUUAAGAAAUAUUGUUAGCAAGACGCUUACUUGCCGAAUUGACAAGAGGGAAAAUUGCAGCGAAAAGAUGGAACAAUUCCUUAAGAGAUGUUUCUACCACUCUGGUCAAUAUGAUUCCCAGCAAAACUUUGUGGAGCUUGAUAAAAAACUUAAGGAGCAUGAGGCUGGAAGGGUUGCAAAUCGACUUUUUUACUUAUCGAUCCCGCCAAACAUAUUUGUAGAUGCUGUAAAAUGUGCCAGCCUCUCUGCUUCUGCUGCUAAUGGUUGGACUAGGGUCAUCGUUGAGAAACCCUUUGGUCGGGAUUCUGAAUCCUCAGCUGCUUUAACUAGAGCUCUCAAGCAAUACUUAGAGGAGGAUCAAAUUUUCAGGAUAGAUCAUUAUCUUGGAAAGGAGCUAGUGGAGAACCUUUCCGUCCUUCGCUUUUCCAACCUUAUUUUUGAGCCCUUGUGGUCAAGGCAGUACAUAAGAAAUGUUCAACUGAUAUUCUCGGAGGACUUUGGUACUGAAGGAAGAGGAGGUUACUUCGAUCAUUACGGAAUAAUCAGAGACAUAAUGCAAAACCAUCUGCUCCAAAUACUAGCCCUCUUUGCCAUGGAAACACCCGUUAGUUUGGAUGCUGAAGAUAUCAGAAAUGAAAAGGUUAAAGUUUUGCGAUCCAUGAAGCCUAUACGUAUUGACGAUGUGGUCAUCGGGCAAUACAAGAGUCACACGAAAGGAGGCGUCUCUUACCCCGGGUAUACAGAUGACAAAACUGUGCCUAAAGACAGUUUAACACCAACUUUUGCUGCCGCAGCACUUUUCAUAGAUAAUGCAAGAUGGGACGGGGUGCCCUUUCUAAUGAAGGCUGGGAAAGCUUUACAUAAUAGGAGGGCUGAAAUACGGGUACAGUUUAGGCACGUUCCUGGCAAUUUAUACAAUCGGAACUUUGGUACUGAUCUCGACCGAGCGACAAAUGAGCUCGUAAUCCGUGUACAACCCGAUGAAGCUAUUUAUCUGAAGAUCAAUAACAAAGUCCCAGGCCUGGGAAUGAGAUUGGACCGGAGUAAUCUUAAUCUACUAUAUAAAGCACGAUACUCCAAGGAGAUACCUGAUGCAUAUGAGAGGCUUCUCCUAGAUGCCGUUGAAGGUGAAAGGAGACUGUUCAUCCGGAGUGAUGAAUUAGACGCUGCUUGGUCGCUCUUCACGCCCGUAUUGAAGGAGCUCGAAGAGAAGAAGAUAACCCCAGAAUAUUAUCCUUAUGGAAGUCGAGGGCCGGUCGGCGCCCAUUACCUUGCAGCCAGAUACAACGUUAAAUGGGGUGAUAUAGGCGUUGAUGAAUGAAAUCUCGUUUUUCUUUCUAUCUCAUACUGAGGAGUUCUUGGCUUCAAUAUUCUAGAUUUAAAGGAGAGUCGAUUUUAUAAAAUUCAGAUUUAGGUCCUGGAUUGGAUGCUGAUUCUUUCUUGAGCAUCAGAAUUAUCUACUACUGUUUUCACUUUGAUGUGAACAAUUUUUAUAACACCAUUUGGACAAUUCCAGGUAGCAGACAUCCUCAGAACGAACAUAGUGUUUGUCAUUUAUUGCUUUUCCAAAGGAAG
Messenger RNA from Sesamum indicum (sesame), 2279 nucleotides. Its product is annotated as glucose-6-phosphate 1-dehydrogenase, chloroplastic. Gene Ontology annotation, molecular function: NADP binding; glucose-6-phosphate dehydrogenase activity. Gene Ontology annotation, cellular component: chloroplast stroma. The record is from RefSeq and is a predicted model, not a curated record. Lineage: Eukaryota; Viridiplantae; Streptophyta; Magnoliopsida; Lamiales; Pedaliaceae. Gene Ontology annotation, biological process: pentose-phosphate shunt, oxidative branch; glucose metabolic process.